This is a messenger RNA of Carassius carassius (crucian carp), 1520 nucleotides long. RefSeq names its product phosphoribosyl pyrophosphate synthase-associated protein 1. The coding region runs from base 207 to 1316 and encodes 369 amino acids. The record is from RefSeq and is a predicted model, not a curated record. Gene Ontology annotation, cellular component: ribose phosphate diphosphokinase complex; cytoplasm. Gene Ontology annotation, biological process: 5-phosphoribose 1-diphosphate biosynthetic process; purine nucleotide biosynthetic process. Gene Ontology annotation, molecular function: magnesium ion binding; ribose phosphate diphosphokinase activity. Lineage: Eukaryota; Metazoa; Chordata; Actinopteri; Cypriniformes; Cyprinidae. The transcript has 11 exons.
UCGCAGUAGUUAGUCGUCAGCAGCGGAACUCGCGCAGAAGAAAUCGACUGGUUGUUUGGAAACCAUAGUAAACCUGCAGAGCAGCCGUUGUACCUCUUUAGUGGCUAUUAUAUCAUUCGCAUUGCUAGAUAAGACAGCGGCUCUGAAGCGCUAGACCCGUAAACCUCUCAGAUUUGCCGUUGGUCGUCAGGUAACGUCAGCUGAUCAUGAACGUGGCGAAGAGUGGUUACCACGUUUUCUGUGCCAACUCCACGCCCGCGUGCACUGAACUCUCUAAGAAGAUUACCGAGCGUCUUGGAGUUGAGCUGGGGAAAUCUGUGGUUUACCAGGAGUCCAACAGAGAAACGAGGGUUGAGAUCAAAGAGUCUGUGAGAGGCCAAACGAUCUUCAUCAUCCAAACCAUUCCCAGAGAUGUCAACACUGCCAUCAUGGAGCUGCUGAUCAUGGCCUAUGCGCUGAAGACCUCCUGUGCCAAGAACAUCAUCGGCGUGAUCCCGUACUUCCCCUACAGCAAACAGUGUAAGAUGAGGAAGAGAGGAUCUAUCGUGUGCAAACUGCUCGCUUCCAUGUUAGCUAAAGCAGGUCUGACUCAUAUAAUCACCAUGGACCUGCACCAGAAAGAGAUCCAAGGCUUCUUUACGUUCCCCGUGGACAACCUGCGGGCUUCUCCAUUCCUGCUGCAGUACAUUCAGGAGGAGAUUCCUGAUUAUAGAAAUGCUAUAAUUGUUGCCAAGUCUCCAUCUGCUGCAAAACGGGCUCAGUCGUAUGCAGAGCGUCUGCGUCUUGGCCUGGCCGUCAUGCAUGGGGAAGCUCAGUGUUCGGAGUCAGACAUGGCAGAUGGGCGGCAUUCUCCUCCGUGUGUCCGCAACACCAUUGGUCACCCUGGACUGGAGCUGCCAUGCAAACAACAAGCUCCGUUCCCAGGCAUAGAGCUCCCAAUAAUGAUGGCCAAGGAGAAACCACCCAUCACUGUUGUCGGAGAUGUUGGAGGCCGCAUCGCCAUCAUUGUCGAUGAUAUCAUUGAUGAUGUGGAGGACUUUGUGGCAACAGCUGAGAUUCUGAAAGAGAGAGGAGCUUAUAAGAUCUACGUCAUGGCCACCCACGGCCUCUUGUCUGCAGACGCCCCGCGCCUCAUCGAGGAGUCCGCCAUAGACGAAGUUGUGGUGACCAACACUGUCCCUCAUGAGGUGCAAAAGCUCCAGUGUCCUAAGAUCAAGACAGUGGAUGUCAGUAUGAUCCUGGCCGAGGCUAUCCGACGCAUUCACAAUGGGGAGUCCAUGGCCUACCUGUUCCGCAAUAUCACAGUAGACGACUAGCCAACAAGCACAUUUACAUUAGAGACAGAGGUGAGGUGUAGAGUUAAGGGGGAGUAAGGCCAAUGCAGUUCCCCAUUCCCAACACUUCAAUCCCCUUCAUUUCUCAAAGAAAACCCUUUUAUUCAUCAAAAUUGAAAUUCAAUUGAAAUAAACUUCCAUUGCCAGGUGAUAUAAAAUAAAUGAAGACAUACUUAAACCUUUAAA